AUGCAAGUUACGACUGUUCGACUUUACGACGUGUUCGACAGUUUUCCCCGCCAGCUGUUGGCAGCGCCUGUUUCCCGCAGUCCCAAGUCUCGCUAUGCAGCAGACAGAAAUAGAAUUCGUGAAGCUGUGAAAGGUUCUGCACCUUUGCGAUCAACAGUGAUUACGAAGCAACGUACCGGGUCCAUCCAUGAAAUGAAGAAAUUGUUAAACAUUUGGAUGCAAGAUCAGAUUCAAAAGUGGACGCCGUUAAGCCUCUUUACAAUACAGUCAAAGGCUAGAAGUCUGUUUGAGACUUUAAAGGAACGCGCCGGAGAAGACUACAGUCAAGAAUUUGUGGCAAGUACUGGUUGGUUUAAGAGGUUUAAGAAAAGAUUCCAGUUGCAUAAUGUUCGAGUGACUGGAGAAGCAGCGAGUGCAGAUGAGGAAGUAACUAGUAAGUUUGUCUAUAGUUUAGACGAAAUAAUUAAGAAUGAGGGUCAUCUCGCAGAGCAGAUUUUUAAUGUGGAUGAAACAGGGUUAUAUUGGAAGCAGAUGCCAGGACGCACUUACAUCCACAAAGAAGCCAAAAGCAUGCCAGGAUUUAAAGCACACAAGGACAGACUGACUCUGCUGCUUGGCAGAAAUAUCGCGGGGUUCAAGCUGAAGCCCUUCCUAAUUUAUCAUUCCGAAAAUCCAUGUGCAUUUAAGAAUGUGAACAAGCACACUUUGCCAGUUUAUUAUAGAUCAAACCGUAAUGCCUGGAUGAACCAGGCUUUAUUUGAGGAUUGGUUCAGUAAUUGUUUCAUUCAUCAAGUGCGUGAGUACUGUUUGGAGAGAGGAAUUCCCUUCAAAAUUUUACUGUUGCUCGAUAAUGUGCCUGGACAUUCAUGUCACUUAGCUGAUCUCUAUCCCAAUGUGAAAGUGUUUUUUUUGCCCCCAAACACUACUCCACUUAUUCAACUGAUGGAUCAAGGUGUGAUUGCUACAUUAAAGGCAAACUAUCUCAGAACCACCUUCGCCCAAGCCAUAGCCGCUAUAGAUGCCGACCCGGAACUAUCACUACGCGAGUUUUGGAAACAGUAUAAUAUUCUUAAGUGUAUAAAGAAUCUUGUUACCGCGUGGGACUCUGUGACGGAAAAGUAUAUGAAUGGCGUAGGGAAGAAGUGUGUUAAGCGUUAUGUGAAUACUUUUGCUGGAUUUAACAGUGAACAAGAACUUUAUGAGAUUCGUGAAGAAAUUGUGAAACUGUCAAAAGACCUUUCAUUAGAAUGUGAAAUGGAAGAUGUCGAGGAGUUGCUAGACCGGGAAUCAGGUGAACUUACGAAUGAAGAGCUGAUAGAAUUGGAAGAAGAAAGAGUGGCAGAAGAAGAAACAAGAGAAUUGGAGAAAGACGAAGAGGAGGAGGCGCCGCAACGAAUGUUCACCACAAAGGGAUUGUCAGAAGGUUUCUCUCUACUGAAUAAACUCCUCGUUCAUUUUGAAAAAAUGGACCCAAAUAUUGAACGAUUUACGAGGAUUGAACGGAUGGCACGCAACACAUUUCGUCCUUAUUGCGAAAUUUAUGAAGAAAAAAAAAACCAAACAAUUCAGACGAAGCUCACUAUGUUUAUGAAAAGAGCAACUCCUCCCAUCACCCUGUCCGCAGCCUCGCCUGAUGAAGGCGAUAUCAACAACCCGCAGCCAAGUACCAGUGGUGCCAGGAGUUAA
This is a messenger RNA of Polypterus senegalus (gray bichir), 1686 nucleotides long. Its product is annotated as tigger transposable element-derived protein 1-like. Gene Ontology annotation, cellular component: nucleus. The transcript is spliced from 2 exons. Gene Ontology annotation, molecular function: DNA binding. Bases 1 to 1686 code for a protein of 561 amino acids. The record is from RefSeq and is a predicted model, not a curated record. NCBI's taxonomy places the organism in Eukaryota, Metazoa, Chordata, Cladistia, Polypteriformes, Polypteridae.